AGUUCGUAGCGAGCAAGUAAAAGAAUUACGAUCAAGCUUUAAGUGAUUCUGCUGAUUCAUAAUUUAACGCAUAGAAAGUGUUUUGUUUGUCCCAAACUUAGUAAUACAAAGUGCCGAUAUUUGAUUUUCUCAUUGUUCGUCGUGGAUUAAUGCAAGUAUCCGCCUUGUGGCUACACGGCUUACGCCACUUGAUAGGUCGAGCUCUAGACGCUGCUCGCGCUGCUAACAAUGGCGUCGGCUUUCGAAGACGACAUCCUAAUGUUGCGUGGAAAUUUCUGCCUAGAGCUUGGCGCGGUCAACUCACGGAACGCAUAAACACGCCGAGUACUCUAGGCUCUUGAUAGGUGUCUCCAGUUACGAUGCAUUCUUGAUUUGUCGUCGGCGGGCUAAGGUUGUUUCCACGGGCCAGGGCGCAGCACGCAUGAAAUGGCUACCGUGAACUGCAAUGUCCAGCGCAGUUCGGUUUCAGUCAGACGCCUGGGAGAUGGUCGUCUCGAGGAAAUUAGUCGAAACGGACACAAGAUCUUUCAGUUCAAGCAAACUGUAUGUCAUGCGUGCAACGGGUUCUACGGUCCUUCGUUCGGCCAUCCACUCUGCUGCACGUGCCAUGCGUUCCUCUAUCCAGACAUCCUUUGUGAGCAGGAGGGGGACCAGAGCUGGAAGAGCGACUCUGAAGACUCAGGGAAUGACGAGCCAAACGACUUCUACGAGAUGGUGCAGAAGAAUGUCGAGAAGCCGCGGACGCUGCUUCCGGGACCCAAGGCAGACCGGCUGGCGGAGUGCAUCUCGGCCCUGAGCAAUGCCAGGGACCAGGAGCCCACGCCUGACGGGGUUCUGGCACGUCUUCCCCUUGAAGUCCUGUCUCUCAUCUUCUGCCGGUUGGACGACCUGUCACUGUGGCACAGCAGUCAAGUGUGCCGACGCUGGAAUCAAAUUCUGGAAUCUGAGCUGAACGAAGAAGACUGGGCUUUGUUUAUCAAGCGCCGCUGGCCCCUUUUCAAGGCACAUCACAGGGUGCAGUGCUGGAAGACCCUCUACAGUCGCAUGGUGGACAGUGCCCCGUGCAAGCGGUGCCUCCACGAAAUGUGGGAGCAGCGGCCCAGGGGCGUCUCGGCUGCACCCGAGGAGGCAGGCGGGGACGGAUCAUGGCGGGCAGUGCGCCUCCAACACGAGUUGAAGCUUCUGCGGACAGACCCGCCAGAUGGCAUCGGGGCUGUUCCCCUGGACCCCCUGUGCUGCCACUGGCAGGCGGCCAUCACGGGGCCCCAGGACAGCCCCUACGAGGGUGGCCAGUUCCUGCUGUUUGUCCAGAUACCCAGCAAGUACCCCAUGAAACCCCCCAUAGUGAAGUUUAUCACCAAGAUCUUCCACCCCAACGUUAGUCGCCACGGGGACAUUGGAAUCGACUCGAUACAGCACAACUGGAGCCUGGCGCUCACAAUCUCCAAGGUGCUGAUCAGUAUCCAGUCACUAUUAACUGACCCCUACUGUCACGUGUGCAUGGAGCCCGAGGUGGGCCGGCUUUACCAAGAGGAUCGGCCCGGCUUUGAGCGGACGGCACGGCUUUGGACGAUACGCUAUGCCAUGAAUGGCGGCUCACUUGAUCCAGGAGAGCUGCUGGGACACUGGAGGGCCCUCGAAAGUGGCUAGGCUGCGUGACCGGUGUACCUGGAGCCGUACCAUCAUUGAGAAGACAGUGGUGAGAGGAUUUGCGAGGAGUUUGCUUCGGCACCCAGCACCACUGGCGAGCCACCCAGUGGCUUUGGAGAAGACUGCUGCACCUGGAUGGACCCGGCACCGCUCAGCUGCUCGAAGCAGGGGACGCUGCCUGAUCGACCUAGUCACGACAUCCAGCGCCAUUCAUGACUGUGCAGCUCACUCCUCCGGGUUUGUUUUUUUCUUUCAGAGAGCGGGGUUUGUUCAUGCCGUGCCUGUUGGCGACGGCCUUUCAAUAAGAGUUUUUUUUUUACCGACGGGCAUUGUGGUUUGGAGUCGCUCUUACGUUUUUCCUCUGUGGAUGUCUGUAGCAACAAGUGCUUGCACUUGGUUGGCAAGCUACACGUGAAGCUUUGAGGCUGGCAGAGUGCUUGGAGAAACGUACAGACUCUUUACAAAGAAGUCUGGCUGGAAAUGAAUCAUUGUAAUACGGUUAAACCACCUAGUUGAGUUGUACAGUGCCUGUACGUAGGACUAAGAUGAUAAAUAAACUGCAUCAUGUUAAUGGAAUAUUUUUUUUGUCGUAGUAAAUGUAAGGCACCUUUGUUCAAUAAGUUGCAAACAACUUCAUUCGGCUGAAAUCUCGUAAUAACCGAUAUAUCGAAAAGAAAAAAAAAAGACCAUCUGAUGGACAAAUUGAUUUGUCUUGCAAUCUUCCUUGUUAUGCAAGAAACAUUCGUGCAGAAGAGCUUUUUAAAUCCUGAGAGUAUGAUUAUGUGCUCCGUUCUGCCCAUUGAGGGUGAAGAUUUUGAAAUAUCCAUUUGUACAAAUCUGUAUGCAGCCCCUACUAAAGGACGCCUCCACAAGUGUCAACAUUCCCGACUGUAGGCAUGUCGUGGGGACUGUCAUGUGCAUGGCCCAACUGAAUAAUCUCGAGAUAGCUUAGUCCAGGAACCCUUUUUGUUGCUUGCACCUAUGGUUUGAGCACUGGAGGUGAAAGUUGCAAGCACAGCCUGAAUUGGGGUGUCUGGAAUCAGGGAUGAAAAUUUUAUGGCUGGCUGUAUUCGAUGUGGUUUUGGCUAAGACAACACCACAGAUAAAAAAUAAAAAAAAUGUGUUCCUGUUCUGUCAAACCCAUCCCACAAAAAAAAAAAAAAUCCCAGCGUUACUGUUGUAGCUGUCAAAUUCCUUUUAGUCAUGCUGUGUGGAGUGUCGAAGUUUGUCUGCAUUUGUCACAUGAAUCAGUUUGCUGACAGAGAAACAGUUUUGUUUGUGCAUGAAGGGAAGAGCUGAAACCAAAAUAUAAUUUGUUUCAGCCAAGGCUGAAUAUUCAUGUGCAAAGGGAAGGUACAGCAUGGCACACUGCAUUGCCACAUUUAAGGUGUUUGAAUAAUGGUUGGUUACAGUUGAAAGCAUUUCUUAGCAAGUAAGCAUUUUUCUAGAGCUUUGAAUGAGGGAAGAAUAAAUAGAGUUGAACGAAAAUGGGUGCAGGCGAGCUGGUGGAUGUUGAUCAUGUUUAAAAUUACCCAAGACUGUGGUAAAGAAUGGGAAACUUGGUAGAAGAAAAAGGACACGGGAAAACGAAUGUCUCGGGUAAUUUUCAACAUGAAAUAGAGUUGAUUUGAUUGAAGAAAAUGUAUAUAUAUGUACAUAUAUAGUAUAUAUAUUAUGAGUGAAUGCAAUGGUGCAACGUUACUGUUGUGACAAUAUUUGAACCUUGCUACUUUGCAUCUGCUGAAUGCAUUGUACACAUCCUGAAAGUAGCAUUUUGACAGUGCUGUACAUAAUGCAUUAAUGUUUCAGGGGCAUGUCCUCUGGUGUAUCAUAGCUGCCUUUUGUAAAUACAGUAUGUUAACCUUAUACCUUUGUUUUUGGCAUUUUAAUAAAGAAAAACUGCUCAUUUUA
This is a messenger RNA of Ixodes scapularis (black-legged tick), 3561 nucleotides long. RefSeq lists its product as uncharacterized. NCBI's taxonomy places the organism in Eukaryota, Metazoa, Arthropoda, Arachnida, Ixodida, Ixodidae. Gene Ontology annotation, molecular function: protein binding. The transcript has 8 exons. The coding region runs from base 427 to 1650 and encodes 407 amino acids. The record is from RefSeq and is a predicted model, not a curated record.